CCCCACACACCCUCCAUAGUGUUCGAUAUGCUGAUCCAACUGCUGCCCCCAUGCGCACAUGGAAAGAUGGAAAGCUUUUACGCACCGCGCGCGUUCACUUAAAACGGGUUUAGCUGUUGUUUCUGCAUUGUCACACGCAUCGCCUGGUGCAUAAGUAGGCUUCGGCAUUAGGGAUGUGCUGUAGAAAAGUAGGGGAUGCGGUAAUACCUCACUACAUAAUACAGGGGGGUGGGGGUAAGAGACGAGACUUGCGUCCAGAUGCUCACCGCCAACUAAACGUGAGAGAAGCUCAGACAUCAAUAACAUCUCGCUCAUCAAUAAGAAAUUUUGAUGGAGUUGGACUGCUUAAUUAAAUAGGUUGCCUUUACGCUAGCUGAAUUUGUAAUAUUUAAUCUGAUGACCCCCAAUGGACAAGAUCUGAAGGAAGAACUCUUCAGCGUCUCCAUCCACAGGAAAGCGGCUCGGCCAGACAGAGAAUCCGACUUGGAGAUAUUUCUUAUCUUUCAGUGAUGGCUAUUAACACUGAUGCUGCCUUUGGGAAAAGCGCCCUUGGCGAGAGGGAAGUUUCUAUACCCACCGGCUUCCAGGACACGGAGAAGCUACUGAGCACAGCAACCACCGAGCCCACCGGGCAGAGCAACAUCAAACCAUCUGACUCUUUCUCCCUGAACAUCAGAGGGAGUGUCCGCUCCCUGGAUGCGGACCAGAACGGACACAGAUCACCUCUUAAAUCGGGCUCCGUUGGGCAACUGGCCCCACCCAGAUCCUCGUCCCGGCUUUUCCUGGGACAGCUGCCCUCUCAGGUGCCACCGGGCACCGACCCCCCGAGUUACCUCUGGCUCGCCGUGCUGUCCUGUUUCUGUCCCGGCUGGCCGCUCAAUAUUUGUGCCUUGUGGUAUGCAAAUGUGUCGAGGACUGUUCUCCAGACAGGGGAUGCUGAGGGAGCGAGAAAGUAUGGGCGUCUAUCUAUGUUACUCAGCGCCCUGGCAAUGGUGCUGGGUGUGGCUGUGAUCAUCUUCGUAGCGGUUACAAUAGAGAUGCAGCAAUGAAAAGUGGGAUGAAAGGAGUCUUCUUUUACGUCAUCUCAAAUUUUCACACGAGGAAGGAUGUCAAUUUGACGAUGAAAAAGCACAAACAAGACGAAGAGACUCUCAAGUAUGACUUAAUGUUUUGUUUUUGUUUGUUUGUUUUUCUGCUACGGACCUAAAAAAAAAAAACAGAAAGAAAAAGAAAGAAGGGCAGGACAUUUCUAUUUUUCUGGCUACACUCAUGCCCAAUCACGUCAGAAACUCAGGAUCUGAGGAAGAAAGAUAAAAACUGCACUAUUGUGUCAGGCUGUCAGUAACUAUAUUCUCAUAGUCUAAACUAGUGGUGCACUCCUGCCUUAUGCAGACAGCUGGAUAAAACUACAAUUUGCAAAUAAAUUAAAAAAGAAAAAAACACAUAUGGGUUCACUAAACACAACAACAAAUACACAAGAUCAGAAAAAAAGGCAUCAGUGCACUUCUAGUCCAUGAUGUCGUCACUGCCCUGUUUCUCAAAACUAAAUAUUAACAAAACAUUAACUUUUUCUCCCGUUUGAGAGUUUUGUGGCUGUAGGAAGACGUAUAAGCUGUUUUCGUACAUUGUUUACAUGAAUUUUAGGCACAUGUCUAUGUAUCACAACAAUGCCUUUCUGCAGUCAUAGUGUGAUAUCUUGCUUUGCGUGCUGUCAUAACUGAAAUGACUCCUGUUUGGACUCUACUGAACCUCAUUAUGUUUACAAUAUACUGCAAGAUAUGAACGGGGCGGUUGCCCCCCUUGUAUGCACCGAUCUUGGCACUCUGAUGUUCAUGUUUAUACAUUUAUACUGUAUGACUGGUUUACUGUGCCAUAGUUCUGCAUGUCUGAAAUAAAGCUGAAUGAGCAUGACCAA
Molecule: messenger RNA, 1915 nt
Organism: Haplochromis burtoni (Burton's mouthbrooder)
Lineage: Eukaryota; Metazoa; Chordata; Actinopteri; Cichliformes; Cichlidae
Product: trafficking regulator of GLUT4 1
Exons: 3
Coding region: 510-1049 (179 amino acids)
Cellular component (GO): membrane
Source: RefSeq, a predicted model, not a curated record